Messenger RNA from Ramularia collo-cygni, 4017 nucleotides. Its product is annotated as related to multidrug resistance protein. The record is from RefSeq and is a predicted model, not a curated record. The transcript is spliced from 8 exons. NCBI's taxonomy places the organism in Eukaryota, Fungi, Ascomycota, Dothideomycetes, Mycosphaerellales, Mycosphaerellaceae. Gene Ontology annotation, cellular component: membrane. Gene Ontology annotation, biological process: transmembrane transport. Gene Ontology annotation, molecular function: ATP binding; ABC-type transporter activity; ATP hydrolysis activity. Bases 1 to 4017 code for a protein of 1338 amino acids.
AUGGGCAUCUUCUCAAAGACGAAGGCUGCGGCGGAUGGAGAGAAAGGGGCGCCGGAGACCAGUUGGUUUGCCUAUUUUCGAUUGCUGUUCAGUGAAGGAUACACAGUCUGGGAUGUACUGCUCCUUUUCGGCGGCGUACUUGGUUCCAUUGCAGCUGGUAUUCCAUUCCCUCUGCUUGGUAUCCUAUUCGGCCAGCUCAUCGAUGAUCUCAACAGCGCUUCGUGUGCUGAAGACGCUGGUGGAGAUACAUCCUCUCUCCAAAGCUCCGUAGUGCAGAAAGUUCUGUACAUCAUCUACGUAACAAUCGCCAACUGGUUUUUCGUCUACUGCCAUACCACAUGUUGGAGCUUGUUUGGAGAACGUCUGGUUCGGCGCCUUAGAGGUCGUUAUCUUCGCAGUCUGCUGCGCCAGGAACUAGCAUUCUUCGACACUCUGCCCGCUGGCGAUGUUUCCUCAAGACUCUCGAUUGAUUUGGAAUCCAUCCAGACAGGAACCUCCGAAAAGGUCGGUAUCUGCAUAUCGAGCGUCAGCUACUUCGUUGCAUCGUACGUCGUUGCAUUCAUGAAGUAUGCGAAACUUGCCGGCAUUCUGGUCUCUCUGAUUCCGGCAUAUCUUCUCAUGGCAUUCAUUGGCUCCUACUAUAUCAAGCGCUAUUCUGGUCGGGUCUCGGAUCAACUUGCUGCGGCAACUUCCAUCGCUUCUGAGAGCUUGAGCAAGCUGACCAUCGUGCAUGCCUUUGGGGCCAGUGCUCGCCUGGAGGCAAAGUUUGGCGAGUAUCUUGGAGAGGCACGCACUCAGGGGUUCAAGAAGGCCAUCACUGCUGGUGUUCAGCUUGGACUUCUGUACUUUAUCGCUUAUUCCACCAAUGCCCUCGCGUACUGGCAGGGUUCGCGUGGUAUCGCAGAGUCGGUAGGAACGGAUGACAGCAGCGCACGAGUCGGUGCAGUAUACACAGUCAUUUUCCUGCUCAUCGACGCUUCUUUCAUCAUUAGCCAGAUCGCUCCUUUCAUGCAGAUUUUCGGCACAGCAGCUGGUGCUUCAGAAAAGCUCAAMAAGGCCAUCGGACGCAGAUCAGAGAUUGAUGGCACCGACUUGACAUAUGGUCAGCAUCUUGACACCAUCGAAGGACGCGUCAAGCUCGAGAACAUUACGUUUGCAUACCCGAGCCGUCCGGAUACGAAUGUCCUCAAUGGUCUCUCCAUCAGCAUUCCUGCAUACAAGCACACGGCCAUUGUCGGUCAAUCUGGAAGUGGCAAAUCUACCGUGGCUGCAUUGUUGGCGAGGCUGUACGACCCUCACCAGGGAUCCGUUCAACUCGAUGGGCAUGACCUGCGCGAACUCAACGUCGCCCAAGUCCGCGGAUGCAUUGGGGCCGUACAGCAAGACCCUUGCUUGCUGGACCGUAGUAUAUUAGAGAACAUUUCUCACGGCUUCCUCAACUCUCACUCGUCUACUGCGGAAGAGACGGAUGCGAUUUUGGACGGAUCAAUCGCUAAUUUCGCUGCCAAGGUAAGGGAUGGCAGCUCAUUUGAUGCUACCCUUUCUACGGAAGGUCAAGCUGUCAAGGACGUUGUCGAACGUGUCAUCAAAGCUGCGACAAUUGCCGAUGCCAUUGGGUUUAUUCGCCGCCUAGAGCAUGGUCUUGCAACCAACGUUGGUUCUGCUGGCAACCAGCUGAGUGGAGGGCAGAAGCAAAGAAUCGCUCUCGCUCGCGCAAUGAUGAGAGACCCUAGGAUCCUCCUGCUCGACGAAGCUACCUCUGCGUUGGACUCAAGGAGUGAACGGCUGAUUCAAAAGGCUCUUCAAGAUGCAUCAAAAGGUCGAACAACUAUCAGCAUCGUUCAUCGCCUCUCGACGGUGAAGGAUGCGGAUCACAUCAUUGUGAUGCGAAGUGGCAGAGUCAUUGAGCAAGGCUCACACCAAGAACUUAUGGCUGCCGACGGGGAUUACGCUAGUAUGGUCCGCCUGCAAAACGUCAGUCAGCAUGAUGAUACAGCUACCGAAGGCGCACCAAGUGAGACCUUGGAUGAUGCCAUCUCUUCCACAGCUGCAAGUGUCGAUGCCAGCGAGGAGCACUCAGGAGAGAAGUCAGCCAUUGUUCCACAUGGCGAGGAAAAGGCCGAAACCCUUGACGAGGACAAAACUGCAGAUGCCAAGGAGCCAGCGAAGCGUGGUAUUGGAUCCACUCUUCGGGGCAUGGGAACUCUUACUCGUUCCCAGGCGUUAUAUCUGCUCAUUGCAUUCACGGCAUCUGCAAUCGUGGGAGGUUCAUACACCGGAGAGGCGGUCAUCUUCGGCCAUACCGUCAGCAGUUUUAGUGCGUGCAGGACAGCUGAGCAGAUCCUUACGUCUGGUCGCUUCUGGGCCCUACUCUUUUUCGUUCUUGCCGUGAUUGAGUUCUUCGCCAACUUGAUCAUGGGCUCUCUAUUUGGUCUUGUGUCGGAGAACACCCUAUUCAAGAUUCGAAUACUAUCAUUUCGUACUCUGAUGGGGCAAGACGUAGACUGGCAUGAGUCGGGUGGGAGAGAUGCUUCAUCACUUCUAUCGUACAUUACGACGGAUGCUAACGCACUCGCUGGUCUGACGGGCACUAUCCUCGGAACCUUGUUCUCCAUCUUGCUCAACACCGUCGCGGGUGUAACGCUCUCAUUGGUCAUUGCUUGGAGAAUUGCCAUUGUCCUUGUGGCUUGCAUUCCGAUCCUUGUCGGUGCCGGCGUGAUGCGACUACGUGUGUUUGCCAAGUUCCACGAGAAGCACGCAAAAGCAUUCUCCAGUGCUACUGGAUAUGCUGUCGAAUCGGUGAAUUCGAUCAAGACGAUCUCAAUGUUCUCUCUCGAGCAGGAAUCCGUCAACGUAUACCACCGUGCUCUGAAAGCGCCAUACGAAGCAACGCUCAGAGCCAUUCUGUGGAGCAACGUCUGGCUGGCUUCGGCAUACAGCAUCAGCAACUUGGUUUAUGCACUCGCCUACUGGUGGGGUUCACGAAACAUCAUUGAAGGGAGAUAUAGCCAGCAGGACUUCUUCAUCGUCCUACCGGCGCUGCUUUUCAGCGCGCAAACAUGUGGGCAGCUCCUUGCUCUCGCACCCGACUUUUCCAAAUCUAGRGUCUCUGCAACUCGCAUCCUGGACUUACUCGAUGUUGGCACCAAAGCAAUGGUAGUCUCCCCAAAAGCCAUACGGUCCAAGUCUCCUUGGGCCGGCGACGUUCGUCCCAACGAGAAGGACGUCGAAACCGCCAAUGAUCUUGGAGAAAAAGCACGCAUCUCCGGAGGAAUGCACGUCGAAUUCAAGAACGUGGAAUUCUCAUAUCCAGCUCGACCAAACGUUCAGGUCCUGCGCGGAAUGGACAUUGACAUCAAACCAGGCCAAUUCUGCGCGCUUGUCGGACCCAGUGGAGCUGGUAAAUCCACCAUCAUCUCUCUAGUAGAGCGCUUCUACCGCCCCUCAUCUGGCAAAGUCGAGCUUGAUGGACGAUCAGUUUCCGACUUCGUAGGYUCGGAUUUCCGCAAUGAUAUCGCACUCGUACCGCAAGACUCAGUCUUAUUCGAAGGCACCUUGAAAUUCAACCUAUCCCUCGGAGCCAGACCAGACAAAGACGUUACGGACGAGGAAAUUCAAGAAGCCUGCAAACUAGCAYACAUCCACGACACAAUCAUGGCAUUACCAGAUGCAUACAACACACGCUGUGGACCCAACGGCAAUCAAUUCUCAGGCGGUCAGCGACAACGAUUAUCCAUCGCAAGAGCACUUCUACGUAAACCCCGUUUGCUGUUACUCGAUGAGAGUACCAGUGCCCUGGACUCUGAGAGUGAGAAGAUGGUUCAGGAUGCUUUGGAGAAUGUGCGCAAGGGUAUCACGGUUAUUGCUAUUGCGCACCGACUACAUACUAUUGAACGUGCGGAUCGAAUUUUCGUUAUUGAGGAUGGGAGAUGUACGGCGAAGGGUACUCAUAGGGAGUUGUUGCUGAAUAGCGAGAGCUAUCGCACGAACGCUUUGCAUCAGGUCUUGGGGGAGUGA